AUGGCAGCAAUGUUCACCGUUGACUUUCAAAACUGCUUCAUCUUUAUCAUCCUCUGCCUCUUAUCAACCAUCUUUUACUCUCUCUUCGUGGUCAGGAAAACAAAGGCUGGUUCUGAUCUGCCGCCAAGCCCUCCGUCUCUACCAAUCAUUGGCCAUCUUCACCUUCUCCUCUCUCUUGUCAGCCACAAAAGGUUACAGAGACUCUCUUUCAAAUACGGACCUCUCCUCCAUCUUCGAGUUUUCAGUGCUCCCAUACUUCUCGUCUCCUCUGCCUCAAUCGCCUAUGAGAUCUUUAAGGCGCAAGACCUAAACAUUUCCACUCGUAACCUCUCUACGAACGAAGGUUCUCUUUUCUUUGGAUCUCUCAGCUUCAUUGCCGCACCUUACGGAGAUAACUGGAAGUUCAUGAAGAAGCUCAUGGUCACCAACCUCCUUGGACCCCAGGCACUAGAGAGGUCACGAGGGAUCCGUAAAGAUGAGGUAAACCGGUUUUACUCAGAUAUUCUUGAUAAAGCGAUGAGAAAGGAGAGCGUUGGGAUUGGUGAGGAAGCAAUGAAGCUAAUCAACAACAUCAUCUGCAAGAUGCUCAUAGGGAGAAGCUGCUCGGAGGAGAACGGCGAGGCAGAGAAAGUCAGGGGUUUAUUGGCCAAGACAGAUUCCUUCCUGAAGAAGUUUUUCGUGGCGGCCAUCUUGCGUAUGUCCCUCGGGAUCUCACUGUUCAAAAAGGAGUUAACGGGUGUUUCACUCAGGUACAACGAGUUGUUGGAGAAGUUUCUAGUGGAGUACGAAGAGAAACUGGAUCAGGAGCAUCAUCAUCAAGGUAGUGAGAUGUUGGACGUAUUGUUAGAAGCUUGUCGAGACGGAAAGAUCACUAGGAACCAUGUCAAGGCCUUGUUCGUGGAUCUUUUCGUUGCGAGCACUGACACCACGGUGCACGCUAUAGAGUGGACCAUGGCAGAGAUUAUCAGCAACUCAAAGGUUCUUGAGAGACUGAGAGAAGAGAUUGGUUCAGUCGUAGGGGAAACAAGGUUGAUUCAAGAAAUGGAUCUACCCAACCUUCCUUACUUGCAAGGUGUAGUCAAGGAAGGACUGAGAUUGCAUCCAACAGCGCCUCUUGUGCCAAGGAGCUUCCAAGAAGGGUGUAAGAUCCGAGGCUUUGACGUGGCAGAGAAGACAACACUUGUUGUUAAUCUUUAUGCUAUUAUGAGAGAUCCUGAAAUAUGGGAAGAUCCUGAUGAGUUUAAGCCUGAGAGGUUUUUAGCUUCUUCAAGAUCAGGACAAGAGGAGGAGAUAGCAAGAGAAGAGAUCCUAAAAUACAUUCCUUUCGGAAGCGGGAGGAGAGGUUGUCCUGGAGCAAAUCUAGCUUAUGUCUAUGUAGGAAACGUGAUUGGAGUGAUGGUGCAGUGCUUUGAUUGGAAAAUACAAGGAGACAAGAUCAACAUGAACGAGGCUGUUGGAGCACUGUCGUUGACCAUGGCUCAUCCUCUUAAGUGCGUUCCUGUUCCUCGAACUCUGUUUAGUUCAGUUUGA
This is a messenger RNA of Microthlaspi erraticum, 1530 nucleotides long. The record is from the annotation of a GenBank genome assembly. NCBI's taxonomy places the organism in Eukaryota, Viridiplantae, Streptophyta, Magnoliopsida, Brassicales, Brassicaceae.